GGAGCCGCGGCCGCGGGAGCGCGGUCCCGGAAAGAGCCGCGAGAUGCGCCUUACUCACAUCUGCUGCUGCUGCCUCCUUUACCAGCUGGGGGUCUUGUCGAAUGGGAUCGUUUCAGGGCUGCAGUUCACCCCCGACCGCGAGGAGUGGGAAGUCGUGUUUCCUGCACUCUGGCGCCGGGAGCCGGUGGAUGCGGCGGGCGGCAGCGGGGGCAGCGCGGACCCGGGCUGGGUGCGCGGCGCUGGGGGCGGCGGAGGCGCCCGAACUCAGGCGGCCGGCAGCUCCCGCGAGGUGCGCUCGGUGGCCCCGGCGCCGCCGGGAGAGCCCGCCGAGGGCCAGUCCGCACCCCGGCCCCGACCUCGGCCGCCGUCGCCGCCAGCGGGCGAGGAGGACGAGGAGUUCGAAUCGCAGGAGCUGCCGCGGGGAUCCGGUGGGGCUGCCGCCCUGUCCCCGGGCGCCCCGGCCUCGUGGCAGCCGCCGCCCCCACAGCCACCCCCGUCUCCUCCCCCGGCCCAGGAAGCCGAGUCGGACGGUGACGAGGUACUGCUGCGGAUCCCGGCCUUCUCCCGGGACCUGUACCUGCUGCUCCGGAGAGAUGGCCGCUUCCUGGCGCCGCGCUUCGCGGUGGAGCAGCGGCCGAGUCCGGGCCCCGUCCCGACGCUGGCAGCAGCGGCCCGGCGCCCUCCGGCGCCGCCCGACGCCUCCUGCUUCUACACCGGGGCGGUGCUGCAGCACCCUGGCUCGCUGGCCUCUUUCAGCACCUGUGGAGGUGGCCUGAUGGGAUUUAUACAGCUCAAUGAGGACUUCAUAUUUAUUGAACCACUCAAUGAUACAAUGGCCAUAACGGGUCACCCACACCGUGUAUAUAGGCAGAAAAGGUCCAUGGAGGAAAAAGUCACAGAGAAGUCAGCUCCUCACAGUCAUUACUGUGGUAUCAUUUCAGACAAAGGAAGACCUAGAUCUAAAAAAAUAACAGAAAGUGGAAGAGGGAAACGAUAUUCAUACAAAUUACCUCAAGAAUACAACAUAGAGACUGUAGUGGUUGCAGACCCAGCAAUGGUUUCCUAUCAUGGAGCAGAUGCAGCCAGGAGAUUCAUUCUAACCAUCUUAAAUAUGGUUUUUAACCUUUUCCAACACAAGAGUCUUGGUGUGCAGGUCAAUCUUCGUGUGAUAAAGCUUAUUCUGCUCCAUGAAACUCCAGCAGACCUAUAUAUUGGGCACCAUGGAGAGAAAAUGCUAGAGAGUUUUUGCAAGUGGCAGCAUGAAGAAUUUGGCAAAAAGAAUGAUAUACAUUUAGAGAUGUCUACAAGCUGGGGAGAGGACAUGACUUCAGUGGAUGCAGCUAUACUUAUAACAAGGAAAGAUUUCUGUGUUCACAAAGAUGAACCAUGUGAUACAGUUGGUAUAGCUUAUUUGAGUGGAAUGUGUAGUGAAAAGAGAAAAUGUAUUAUUGCUGAAGACAAUGGCUUGAAUCUUGCAUUUACAAUUGCUCAUGAAAUGGGUCACAACAUGGGCAUUAAUCAUGACAAUGACCACCCAUCAUGUGCUGAUGGUCUUCAUAUCAUGUCUGGUGAAUGGAUUAAAGGACAAAAUCUUGGUGAUGUUUCAUGGUCCCGAUGUAGCAAGGAAGAUUUGGAAAGAUUUCUAAGGUCAAAGGCCAGUAGCUGCUUGCUACAGACAAAUCCCCAGAGUGUCAAUUCCGUGAUGGUUCCUUCCAAGUUGCCAGGGAUGACCUACACUGCUGAUGAGCAAUGUCAGAUUCUCUUUGGGCCAUUGGCUUCCUUUUGUCAAGAGAUGCAGCAUCUUAUUUGCACAGGGUUGUGGUGCAAGGUAGAGGGUGAGAAAGAAUGCAGAACCAAGCUGGAUCCACCCAUGGAUGGAACGGACUGUGACGCUGGUAAGUGGUGUAAGGCUGGAGAAUGUACCACCAGGACCUCAGCACCUGGACAUGUGGCCGGAGAGUGGAGCAUGUGGAGUCCCUGUAGCCGAACCUGCAGUUCUGGGAUCAGCAGUCGAGAGCGCAAAUGUCCUGGGCUAGGUUCUGAAGCAAGGGAUUGUAAUGGUCCCAGAAAACAAUACAGAAUAUGUGAGAAUCCACCUUGUCCUGCAGGUUUGCCUGGAUUCAGAGACUGGCAAUGUCAGGCCUAUAGUGUUAGAACUUCAUACCCAAAGCAUGGUCUUCAGUGGCAAGCUGUCAUGGAUGAAGAAAAACCAUGUGCCUUGUUUUGCUCUCCUGUUGGGAAAGAACAGCCUAUCCUUCUAUCAGAAAAAGUAAUGGAUGGAACUUCAUGUGGAUAUCAGGGAUUAGAUGUCUGUGCAAAUGGCAGGUGUCAGAAGGUUGGCUGUGAUGGUUUUUUAGGGUCCCUUGCAAGGGAAGAUCACUGUGGUGUAUGCAAUGGCAAUGGAAAAUCAUGCAAAAUUAUUAAAGGAGAUUUUAAUCACACCAGAGGAGCAGGUUAUGUAGAAGUGCUGGUGAUACCUGCUGGAGCAAGAAGAAUCAAAGUUGUGGAGGAAAAGCCGGCACAUAGCUAUUUAGCUCUACGAGACACUGGAAAGCAGUCUAUUAAUAGUGACUGGAAGAUUGAACACUCGGGAGCAUUCAACUUAGCGGGCACUACUGUUCAUUAUGUAAGACGAGGCCUCUGGGAGAAGAUCUCCGCCAAAGGUCCUACCACAUCACCUCUGCACCUCCUGGUGCUGCUAUUUCAAGACCAAAAUUAUGGUCUUCACUAUGAAUAUACUAUCCCGUCGGACCCUCUUCCAGAGAAUCAGAGCUCAAAAGCACCCGAACCCCUUUUCAUGUGGACGCACACAGGCUGGGAAGAUUGUGAUGCCACGUGUGGAGGAGGAGAAAGGAAGACAACAGUGUCUUGCACAAAAAUCAUGAACAAAAACAUCAGCAUUGUGGACAACAAGAAAUGCAAAUACCUAACCAAGCCUGAGCCACAGAUUCGCAAGUGUAAUGAGCAACCAUGCCAAACAAGAUGGAUGAUGACGGAAUGGACCCCCUGUUCACGAACUUGUGGAAAAGGGAUGCAGAGCAGACAGGUGGCCUGUACCCAACAGUUGAGCAAUGGGACUCUGAUCAGAGCCCGGGAGAGGGACUGCUCCGGGCCUAAGCCUGCCUCCGCCCAGCGCUGUGAGGGUCAGGACUGCAUGACCGUAUGGGAGGCAGGAGUGUGGUCUGAGUGUUCGGUCAAGUGUGGCAAAGGCGUACGUCACCGGACCGUGAGGUGUACGAACCCUAGAAAGAAAUGUGUCCUCUCCACCAGACCCAGGGAGGCUGAAGAUUGUGAGGAUUACUCAAAAUGCUAUGUGUGGCGAAUGGGUGACUGGUCUAAGUGCUCAAUUACCUGUGGCAAAGGAAUGCAGUCCCGUGUUAUUCAGUGCAUGCAUAAGAUCACAGGAAGACAUGGAAAUGAAUGUUUUUCUUCAGAAAAACCUGCAGCAUACAGGCCAUGCCACCUUCAGCCUUGCAAUGAGAAGAUUAAUGUAAAUACCAUAACAUCACCCCGGCUGGCUGCGCUGACUUUCAAGUGCCUGGGAGACCAGUGGCCUGUGUACUGCCGAGUGAUACGUGAGAAGAACCUAUGUCAGGACAUGCGCUGGUAUCAGCGCUGCUGUGAGACGUGCAGGGACUUCUAUGCCCAAAAGCUGCAGCAGAAGAGUUGA
This is a messenger RNA of Prionailurus viverrinus (fishing cat), 3670 nucleotides long. It is a transcript of the gene ADAMTS19, whose product is annotated as ADAM metallopeptidase with thrombospondin type 1 motif 19. Gene Ontology annotation, cellular component: extracellular matrix. The record is from RefSeq and is a predicted model, not a curated record. The transcript is spliced from 23 exons. Gene Ontology annotation, molecular function: metalloendopeptidase activity. Bases 44 to 3670 code for a protein of 1208 amino acids. NCBI's taxonomy places the organism in Eukaryota, Metazoa, Chordata, Mammalia, Carnivora, Felidae. Gene Ontology annotation, biological process: extracellular matrix organization; proteolysis.